AUGAACUUUAUAAGGACAUUUUUCGAUAGUAAUUCGAAUGAGGAAUUGUUGAGUAUUUCGGCAGGUCAAUUUUUAUUGCUACGUUCUUUCAAAUCUCCCAAAUCAUCGGUCGAGUAUAUUUUCAGUGAUGCGAUGAUAUGUGUGAAACGACGUGGUGAUUAUGAUUAUAUUUUGCACGUUGAAAGGCAAGAUGUCGAUAGCGAAGAUAUCAGUGAUGGUGAUUCAGAUGACCUGGUGCCGGAUGAAAUGAGCCUUCUUUCAGCGACUUCUAAGAAGGACGAUACAUGGGCCUUCAAGAUUGAAGAAGAUUUACAGUUCGUCAAAUCCUGGAAUGCUGAGAGGCAUUCGGUGUUCAUUUGGAACAAUACCAAGGGUGAUGACGGGGAUCAAUUCGAAUACAUUAUUGACGAUACCAUACCGCUCUUAGAAAUCGAGAAAUUUUAUAAGUUGGUCAAGCAUUGUACUUUUGAAGCGAAAUAUAGAAAGCCUAGUGACCAAGCUACUAAACAAGAAUUAUUAGAAUUCAUGAAACCAGAAGAGCUUGAUGAUAGUCCAUUUUUUUCCGAUGAAUAUAACGAGCUGCGAACUGAUUCUGAUAUCACGGCUAAUAAGAAUGUGAAAGUACGAUUGGACAGCAGUCCUCGUCCCGUCUUAACCAAUGAGGCACUAAACAAACUUCGAAGUGGGAGCAAUAUUUCCCAUGACACAUAUAGGAAUUCUGAUACUAACGCUGGACUUAGUAAAGAAGUAGCAGAUACUUAUGAUGAUGUUUAUGAUGACGAUGAUGACAAUGAUGCUGGCGACGAUGAUGACGAGCAAUGUUACGAUGAAGAUGCACCAUUUGUAGAUGCUGUGGAAUAUAAUUCUUAA
Molecule: messenger RNA, 870 nt
Organism: Kluyveromyces lactis
Lineage: Eukaryota; Fungi; Ascomycota; Saccharomycetes; Saccharomycetales; Saccharomycetaceae
Gene: VID27
Product: Vid27p
Exons: 1
Coding region: 1-870 (289 amino acids)
Cellular component (GO): nucleus; cytoplasm
Source: RefSeq, a predicted model, not a curated record